AUGCAUGUGAUGUACGAGCUCGAGGAGAAGACGGUGACUGUCAUAGACAGCGAGAUUCACAAGCGGCUGAGAAAGAACGCUCCCGAGACUACGCUCAAGCAGACGGCUAUCAGGGAGCUCCAGGCACUCGGCCACGAGAACAAGUUGGAAUACGAAAAGAUCCAGCAGGCAGCGGCCCAGUUUGGGAUGUUCUUGAAGGAGAACUCACUGUCGCCCAUCAAUGAUGCCACGGUUGCAUGUAUCGACUUCCUGAUUGCUGCCGAGCAGGAGAAGAUUCAGGCUGAAGGGAAUGAUAUCAAGCUGGAGGAUCUCGAAGGCCGAACGAUCCCAAUACCUUGUACGCCUGAACAAAUCGCGACGUUAGAGAGCGACAUGGAGGAAAGCAACAGCUCUUACAAGCCGCUGGACGAGGCCGGCGUCGGCCAAGUUGUCGACCAGCUCUACGCCCUCAAACACUUCGGCAAGAACCUGCGGAAUGUCAAGAACGUGACGGCCCAAGCCCAUCAGGCCACGUACCGAGAGCGACCUCAUCGAAUGCCCCGAAUUCAGAGCAGCAGCAGCAGGAAUCUUCUCCGAAACGUCUUUCCAGAAACACCAUCACACCAGCCCAGCUCUAGUGAGCCAGGGCAAAUCGAGGCACAGGCUUCAAGGGGUAACGUCCUUGUCAGACAUUUAGCACCUUCUCUGGGUUCCAAGGCAGCAUCAGGUAUCGGCGGGUGGUUUGGGGCCAAGUAA
Molecule: messenger RNA, 735 nt
Organism: Drepanopeziza brunnea f. sp. 'multigermtubi' MB_m1
Lineage: Eukaryota; Fungi; Ascomycota; Leotiomycetes; Helotiales; Drepanopezizaceae
Source: RefSeq, a predicted model, not a curated record